AUGAGGUUUGCUAAUGUUAUUGUGCUUCUCUUACUUAUCUGCCAACUACAUUUUUUUCUGUAUAUCUCUGUACAUCUAUCCAAGCCUAUUCAUAUCUAUGCCAGUAUGUUUCUUUUCUCUCUAUCUCAGUAUGUUCAUAUCUAUCUAUCUAUACCUAUGUCUAUUCUUCUAUUCCAUAUCUAUCUAUCUCUAUCUAUUCAUAUCUAUAUCAGUAUGUUCAUAUCUAUCUAUAUCUGUUCUGUAUAUCUAUCUAUUCAUCACUAUGUCAGUAUGUUCAUAUCUAUCUAUCCAUAUCUAUAUGAGUAUGUUCCUAUCUAUCUAUCUAUCUAUCUAUCUAUCUAUCUAUCUAUCUAUCUAUCUAUCUAUUUUUGUUCUCAUGUUCAUAUCUAUCUAUUCACCACUAUGUUAGUAUAUUCAUAUUUAUCUAUCUAUCCAUAUCUAUAUCAGUAUGUUUAUAUCUAUCUAAGUCUGUUCCAUAUCUAUGUAUCCAUCUCUAUGUCAGUAUGUUCAUAUCUAUCUCUGUUCUUUUAUAUCUAUCUAUCUAUCUAUCUAUCUAUCUAUCUAUCUAUCUAUCUAUCUAUCUAUCUAUCUAUCUAUCUAUAUCUGUGUCUGCAUGUUCAUAUCUAUCUAUAUUUAUUCUUGUAUCUGCCUCUCGCCUGGGAUCAGUGUAUCCUGCGCCUCUCGCCUGGAUCAGUGUAUCUGCACUCUCGCCUGGGAUCAGUGUAUCGCACUCUCGCCUGGGAUCAGUGUAUCUCGCACUCUCGCCUGGGAUCAGUGUAUCUGCGCACUCUCGCCUGGGAUCAGUGUAUCUCGCACUCGCCAUGGAUCAGUGUAUCUCGCCUCUCGCCUGGGAUCAGUGUAUCUCGCACUCUCGCCUGGGAUCAGUGUCUGCGCACUCUCGCCUGGGAUCAGUGUAUCUGCGCGCACUCUCGCCUUGGAUCAGUGUAUCGCCUUGGAUCAGUGUAUCUGGCACUCUCUCGCCUGGGAUCAGUGUAUCACGCACUCUCGCCUGGGAUCAGUGUGUCUCGCACUCUCGCCUGGGAUCAGUGUAUCUCGCACUCUCGCCUGGGAUCAGUGUAUCUCUCGCCUGGGAUCAGUCGCCCUGGGAUCAGUAUCUGCGCACUCUCGCCUGGGAUCAGUGUAUCUCGCACUCUAGCCUGGGAUCAGUGUAUCUACGCCUCUCGCCUGGGAUCAGUGUAUCUCGCUCUCGCCUGGGAUCAGUGUAUCUCACUCUCGCCUUGGAUCAGUGUAUCUGCGCACUCUCGCCUGGGAUCAGUGUAUCCUUGGAUCACUCUGCGCCCUCUGGGAUCAGUGUAUCUCUCUCGCCUGGGAUCAGUGUGUCUCGCACUCUCGCCUGGGAUCAGUGUAUCUGCGCACUCUCGCCUUGGAUCAGUGUAUCUCGCACUCUCGCCUGGGAUCAUGUAUCUGCACUCUCGCCUGGGAUCAGUGUAUCUGCGCCUCUCGCCUUGGAUCAGUGUAUCUCGCCUCUCGCCUUGGAUCAGUGUAUCCGCCUCUCGCCUGGGAUCAGUGUAUCUACGCACUCUCGCCUUGGAUCAGUGUAUCUGCGCCUCUCGCCUUGGAUCAGUGUAUCUCGCACUCUCGCCUGGGAUCAGUGUAUCUCGCACUCUCGCCUGGGAUCAGUGUAUCGCGCACUCUCGCCUGGGAUCAGUGUAUCUCGCCUGGGAUCAGUGUAUCUCUCGCCUGGGAUCAGUGUAUCUGCGCACUCUCGCCUGGGAUCUGGGAUCAGUGUAUCAGUGUAUCUACGCUCUCGCCUUGGAUCAGUGUAUCUGCGCACUCUCGCCUUUGGAUCAGUGUAUCUCGCCUUGGAUCAGUGUAUCUCGCCUCUGA
Messenger RNA from Acanthosepion pharaonis, 1848 nucleotides. NCBI's taxonomy places the organism in Eukaryota, Metazoa, Mollusca, Cephalopoda, Sepiida, Sepiidae. The record is from the annotation of a GenBank genome assembly.